CAAAACUGCGUGUUGGGAAACGAACGUCAUCUGCUUCAUACAUUUAGCUAGCUGUAGCCAAAAUUAGCUAACGCUAGUUGUUAAAAUCAUAGGUACAGCUUAUGGAAACGAGUGUUUUUAUUUUCAACCGACAGCCUACGCGUCGCUUAUUAAUUUGGUGCCUCUGCGUUACAGUCCCAAACAUGUAUAUAAAAGCCUUGUUCCGAUGCAGAGACAUGCUGAAAGCAGAACUGGUCGUGUAAAAUGCUGGCUAGCCUAAUCAAAGCUUGCUAGCUGACAAACAGGAGCCGAGAAACGAAAGUAACGUUAGCCAACACUAACUAGAGAUAAGCCUAUCACAAGAAGCCCGGACACAGCUAAACAUACUUGCAACUGAAGCCACAAGAAGAAGGACUUAGAGGUAACGUUGGUGCCUUUCCUACAAAGUAGCAGUGGGUCUCUCUCUAGGGCAGAGCCAUGGGUGCAUUCCUGGACAAGCCCAGGACAGAGAAGCACAACUUGCAUGCUGAGGGCAAUGGCCUGCGCUAUGGGCUGAGCUCCAUGCAGGGCUGGCGGGUGGAGAUGGAGGAUGCUCACACAGCUGUGUUGGGACUUCCCGCACCUGGUAUGGCUGACUGGUCCUUUUUUGCCGUGUACGAUGGUCACGCUGGCUCAAGGGUUGCCAACUACUGCUCUAAGCAUCUUCUGGAACACAUAAUCAGUGCUAGCUUAGGGGGCGGAGGGACCCAAUGUCCACAGGCUGGUUCAGACAGCUCCGCCAGUGACCCUCCAGCACUGGUUCCUCCAACAGUUGAGACUGUGAAAUCCAGGAUUCGGACAGGCUUCCUGAGAAUUGAUGAGCACAUGCGCAGCUUCUCUGACCUUCGAAAUGGCAUGGACCGUAGUGGCUCUACAGCAGUGGGAAUCCUCUUAUCACCUGAUCAUUUCUUCUUCAUCAACUGUGGCGAUUCUCGAGCUGUUCUCUACCGCAAUUCACAAGUGUGCUUCUCCACACUUGAUCACAAGCCUUGCAACCCACGUGAGAGAGAGCGCAUUCAGAAGGCUGGCGGCUCAGUAAUGAUUCAGAGGGUUAAUGGGUCACUGGCUGUAUCAAGGGCCUUGGGGGACUUUGAUUACAAGUGUGUAGAGGGGAAGGGCCCCACAGAGCAGCUGGUUAGCCCUGAACCAGAAGUAUUUGAGAUGGUGCGGGCCCCGGAACAGGAUCAGUUUGUGAUCCUGGCGUGUGAUGGUAUCUGGGAUGUUAUGUCCAAUGAGGAGCUGUGUGAGUUUGUGAAAUCUAGGCUUGAGGUGUCUGAUGAUCUGGAGAGAGUCUGCAAUGAAGUGGUGGACACCUGCCUGCACAAGGGGAGUCGGGAUAACAUGAGUGUUGUGUUAGUGUGUUUUCCCAACGCUCCCAAAGUGUCGGAGGAAGCUGUGAGGAAAGACGCUGAGCUCAACAAAUAUCUGGAGUCUCGAGUAGAAGAGAUGCUGUCUGGGCCAGGGGAGGACGGGUUUCCCGACCUGGUAGCAGUGAUGAGGAACUUGUCCACCGACAUUGGCAUGCCCUUGCUGCCACCAGGAGGAGGCCUUGCCAGCAAACGCAGUGUUAUUGAAGCAGUAUACAACCGUCUAAAUCCAUACAGGGAGGAAGAUGGGCCCUCCUGUUUCAUUUGAGCGGAGCUGAGUUGGAGUACAACUGGUAGCUGUCCUGCACAACUGCCUGAUCCAAGAACAGGAAGACUUUUCCACACCAGAUCACAUCCAUAGUCACCUUUUAAUUUCCUCUGGGAUUUUAUUUUUUAUUAAUUCCCCACACUGAGAGACUAAUCAAAGCAAAAAUCCUGUUUUUUAAAACCCUAUGUGGAGGACUGCAAAACUGAUUUAGUUGGUUCUUUUUGUAGAACAAAACAGGGGAAAAAUACAAACGACUACAUUGAUAUCUGAAAGCAGAACUACAAAUACAGUAUAUACUUCAGAGAAGCAAACAAGCACAGUUUCUCUUGCCCCUUGUUUUCUUGUGGUGGUUGUUUUGGUUGAGGAUUGACACAAGAGCAGCCCUGCUCUGAAUGCUUUGGGGCUUUAUGGUGCCUUUCUCAGAACUGAAAGAGAAGAGAGGCCCUCACAACUCAAAAGUCAGCCAGCCCGGCAGUACCAAACCAGCCACUCCUGGAUGUUUGUAAGAUACUAAAAAAGACUAAAGUGUUUUUUGGGCUGCAUUUUUUUUUAUGGCAUUACUUGUUUUGAAGUGACAACUUUACCUGCACCUGACUGGCAGCCAAUUGACCACACAAGCCUGCGACUCCCACACACCUCAAGCUAUGCUGUCCAGUUCAGGCAAGCUCUGUGUUCUGGGCAUACUGGUACUUCAACUGGGGCCCAACACUUCACCUUCACUUCACUUCACAGGCAGCCUCACAGAACUCCAAGCUAUCCAAAGACUACUGGGUUAAUGCCUCAAAUUCAUCAUCUGAGGCUACACACCUGAACACUAGGGGAGCCAACCAAGUGUGUCUGGCACCCAAUUUCAGUUUGGCUCCUCCAUACACAUCUAAACUAAAAUAGGACAUGGGCUGGUGUGCCUGGCUGCAGAUAGGAAUUACAUGGAGAUGGUUUGAACUCAAGUGUGAUGACUCUUCUUGCACGUCCCUGCUCACUUUCUCUCCUCCUGUCCCUUAAAGGAUGUUAUCAAACAGUUUAUUUCUCACUCUUACCCUCUGUCUCUCUGUCUUUUCGCUUUCUCUGUAUCUUUAUAUGAC
This is a messenger RNA of Etheostoma cragini (Arkansas darter), 2735 nucleotides long. It is a transcript of the gene ppm1ba, whose product is annotated as protein phosphatase, Mg2+/Mn2+ dependent, 1Ba. Gene Ontology annotation, cellular component: cytosol; nucleus. NCBI's taxonomy places the organism in Eukaryota, Metazoa, Chordata, Actinopteri, Perciformes, Percidae. The record is from RefSeq and is a predicted model, not a curated record. Gene Ontology annotation, molecular function: manganese ion binding; protein serine/threonine phosphatase activity; magnesium ion binding. The transcript is spliced from 7 exons. Gene Ontology annotation, biological process: positive regulation of canonical Wnt signaling pathway; protein dephosphorylation; positive regulation of canonical NF-kappaB signal transduction. Bases 457 to 1653 code for a protein of 398 amino acids.